Messenger RNA from Chelmon rostratus (copperband butterflyfish), 2240 nucleotides. It is a transcript of the gene camkk1b, whose product is annotated as calcium/calmodulin-dependent protein kinase kinase 1, alpha b. Bases 140 to 1612 code for a protein of 490 amino acids. Gene Ontology annotation, molecular function: ATP binding; protein kinase activity. Gene Ontology annotation, biological process: activation of protein kinase activity; protein phosphorylation; CAMKK-AMPK signaling cascade. The record is from RefSeq and is a predicted model, not a curated record. The transcript is spliced from 17 exons. Lineage: Eukaryota; Metazoa; Chordata; Actinopteri; Chaetodontiformes; Chaetodontidae.
GAGGACUUUCCCCUCCUGAGAGCAGCAGGACAACAUGCAGAUUAGCCUCAGCAGCCCUCAACACAGGACCCCUCCACCGCUGCAGUGAUGCAUCCUCAGGCUGGGACUUUCAGCUGUGAGUGAACCACAACUAACCAGCAUGAGCGCCGACACCAUCUGCAGGCCAGAGCUGGACUCGGAGCACAACGGGGAGCUGGCCGACUUGGUGGCAGCCAUGAACGUCGCCGGCAACCGCCUGACCCCGCCUAAUGGCUACAGGUCCGGUCCCCCGAGGACCACCGGCUCUCACAGGGCUCGACUCUCAGACAGGAAGCUGUCGCUGCAGGAGAGGGGGAGCCGCAUGGCCCGCCAGCCCACCAUCGAGACCAAACGUGUGUCCAUCACAGAUGCUGAUGACUGUGUCCAGCUCAACCAGUAUAAGCUGAACAAAGAGAUUGGAAAGGGCUCAUACGGAGUGGUGAAACUAGCUUAUGAUGAAGAUUCUGAGCAGUACUAUGCCAUGAAAGUUGUUUCAAAGAAGAGGCUGAUGAGGCAGUGUGGAUUUUUGCGCCGCCUGUCUCCUCAAGGAUCAAACUCGCAGCAGGAUCCGUUCCCCAAAGCAGUGUUGCCCCUGGAGAAAGUGUACAAAGAGAUCGCCAUCCUGAAGAAACUGGACCAUCAUAAUGUGGUUAAACUGGUGGAGGUGCUUGAUGAUCCUGAUGAAGAUGGACUUCACAUGGCCUUCGAACUGAUGACAAAAGGUCCGGUGAUGGAGGUGCCUACAGACGAGCCUUUCACAGAGGAACAGGCUUGCUUUUACUUCAGAGACGUUGUCCUGGGAAUUGAGUACUUACACUACCACAAGAUCAUCCACAGGGACAUCAAACCCUCCAACCUGCUGCUGGGGGACGACGGUCACGUCAAGAUCGCGGACUUUGGAGUGAGCAACACGUUCGAGGGGGCGGACGCCCUCCUGUCGAGCACGGCGGGGACGCCGGCCUUCAUGGCCCCAGAGAUGAUGACCGAACACGAGCAGAGCUUCAGUGGAAAGGCGUUAGACGUGUGGGCGAUGGGAGUCACGCUGUACUGUUUCGUCUUUGGGAAGUGCCCUUUUUUUGAUGAAUACAUCGUCUCUCUGCACAACAAGAUCAAGAACAAACCUGUGGAGUUUCCAGAGACGCCGCUGAUAAGUAAUGAACUGAAGGAACUCAUUGAAAAGAUGCUGGACAAAAACCCUGAAACAAGAAUCACCAUCCCUGAAAUUAAGCUCCAUGCCUGGGUGACGGAGAACGGCUCCAAUCCUCUUCCUCUGGAGGAGGAUCACUGCACGGCAGUGGAGGUCACCGAGGAGGAGGUGCAGAACAGCGUGAAACUCAUAACCAGCCUUUCCACCGUGAUUCUGGUGAAGUCCAUGCUGAGGAAGCGGUCUUUCAGUAAUCCCUUUGAGUGUCAGGGCAGACGGGCGGAGAGGUCCAUGUCUGCCCCUGGAGGUCUUCUUACCGGUUCUUUUGGCUUAUUGGGGUCUUCGCCUCUGCUUCAUCCUUCCUCGAGGAAAGUCAGCAACGAGGGGAGCAGAGACGGAGAGCUGGAGGACUUGUAUGAAGACGAUACAUUUACAGAGUGCACAGAUUAAACUGAGACAUGCACGCAGAUUAAGAGCAUGCAGAAAGUUUUUUGUUUUCUACCUUUCUUUGUCUUUAAUUCUAAACUAAUUGUGCUUUUGCUUCCUCCUUGCUGUACUUAUAUGCUUUUCUCACUUUAGUGAAUAAGACUGUGAAAAUAUAUUGAAGGUAACACUUUAUAUUAAAGGUACACAUAUUGAUCUUUAACUAGUUGCUUAAUUGGGAGGUUAUUGAGGGAAAACUCUUAAUUAAUGGUCUGUUAGUUGUAGAAUAUGGCCAUGCAGAAUAAGGCUUUAAUAAGUGUUUUACCAUGACUAAUUAAGAGGCAGUAUGCUGCUAAUAUGCAUGCUAAAGAGCAGCGAGGUAAUGUAAGUAUGUGCACCAUAUAAAGUGUUACCAUAGUGAAUAUUAUACGGAUAGAUUGCUUUAAAUACUUAAACUGAUCACAAGUCAGAUUAGAUUUUAUUCUGUCUCUCUGCUUGUUUGCUGUUUGGUCAAUAUUUCACAAAUGGCACGAUUGAUUAUCUGUUUGCUUUGGAUUGUUCAAAGUGUAAAUAUAUACUCCAGAAAGAUAUUUUUACAUUUUCCUACAGCUGUUGAAGAUAAUAAACUUUCUCAUUUUAAACAAUGACUUUGAUC